CGAUGGUGAAGAAGCAGGUGUUUGAGCUGUUGGCGGCCCUCAGCAUGUUCUCUUCAGAGGGACACCGAUUGUCUCUGGACGCCCUGGACCAUUACAAGGCAAGUGUCUGUCUGGGUCGGUGAAUCUUCUUAAGUCGUUGAUAUCAGUGUGUGAAGACACAGCAGUAUCGAUUCAGUGUGAUUAUGAAUGAACUACAAGCCACAGAUAACGUGCCUUACAUGGUCACCCUCCUGAGCGUCAUCAACGCUCUCAUCUUCAGCACCGACGACCUGCGGCAAAGAGACAAGAUGCGCAAGGAGUUCAUUGGAUUACAGCUGCUUCACCUGCUGCCCAAGCUAAGAGAAGAGGAUGAUGAAGACUUGAUGAUCCAGUGUGAGGCGUUUGAAGAGGCCAUGGCUGAAGAUGAGGAGGAGCUCUUGAGGGUUUAUGGAGGAAUUGACAUGAGCAACCAUCAGGAAGUCUUCACAUCACUGUUUAAUAAAGUGAGCAGUUUCCCCUCAUCCCUGCAGCUGUUGUCUAUGUUGCAAGCAUUGCUUCUUCUGGAUCCAGAUCGAUCUGACGUUUGGCAGGCUUUGGAGGUGCUCACUAAUCGAGCCAUACUGAUCGCACAGAGCUCUGAGAUGGAUUCCCGUGAGAAGAUUCUGCAGCGUCUCGUCUUUGCCAAACUAUCCAAAGGCUCCUCUGAUGUUGAUGGUCACCUGCUUGGAAGAAAGCAUCAAGCCGUUCAGACGGAGACAAAGGAUAAGAAACUGGAAUGUUCUUGCAGAUCAAUCAAUCAGGAGACAUUGAGCAACUCCACAAAGGCUUCAUCCACUCCUCUACCACCUCCACCACCUCCUCUGCCCAGUAUGGUUUCUCCUCUCCUCAAAGCAGGAGCUGGACCUCCUCCACCACCUCCUUUACCAGGAGCAGGGAUGCCUUUACCUCCUCCACCACCUCCUCUUCCAGGGAUGAGUUUUGGAGGUCCACCUCCACCACCUCCUCUUCCAGGGAUGAGUUUUGGAGGUCCACCUCCACCACCUCCUCUUCCAGGGAUGAGUUUUGGAGGUCCACCUCCACCACCUCCUCUUCCAGGGAUGAGUUUUGGAGGUCCACCUCCACCACCACCUCUUCCAGGGAUGAGUUUUGGAGGUCCACCACCACCACCUCCUUUGCCUGGAAUGGGAGCCCUUCCUCCUCCACCACCUCCUCUACCAGGUAUGGGGCCUCCACCACCUCCGCCUCCUCCAGGUUCUGGUCCCCCCUGCCCCCCUCCUCCUCCAGGUGUGGGUGAUGUGAUAAUGGCCAGGAACUUCCAGGCUCUUGGACAAUCUUACUCCAGUCCUGUGAAAACCGGCCCUCAUCCCUCCCUCAGGAUGAAGAAACUCAACUGGCAGAAACUCAAUUCCAGAGCGGUUACUGAUGGUCCUUCAAUGUGGGCUUCAGUUCCAUCUGAUUCAGCGUUGGAGCCGAAUUACAGCAGCAUUGAGCAGCUCUUCUGUCUGCCUGUGGCUGAACCUAAAGACAAAACCCCGACUACACCUGUCAAGAGAGAACUAAAAGAGAUUUCAUUUAUUGACCCCAAGAAGAAUCUGAAUCUGAACAUAUUUCUGAAGCAGUUUAAAUGUUCUAAUGAAGACUUUGUGGCAAUGAUACAGAAUGGCGAUUGUUCUAAAUUUGACGUUGAGGCCCUGAAACAGCUUCUGAAACUGCUUCCAGAAAAACACGAGAUGGACAACUUAAAGUCCUUUCAAGGAGAUCCAGAGAAACUGGCCAAAGUUGACCGCUUUUACCUCUUACUUCUGGCUGUUCCAUGUUAUCAGUUGAGGAUUGAGUGCAUGUUGCUGUGUGAGGAGACGCUGUCGGUUCUCGAUAUUCUGAAGCCCAAAGUAGAUCUGGUGGAGUCGGCCUGUGAGAGUCUCAGGAAAAGUUCUCUGCUGCCCAGUUUCUGCAAGCUCAUCCUUGAUGUUGGAAACUUUCUCAACUAUGGAAGUCACACAGGAAAUGCUGAGGGAUUCAAGAUUAGUUCCCUGUUGAAACUGACUGAAACUAAAGCAAACAAGAGUCGCAUCACCCUCCUACAUCACAUCCUGGAGGAAGCUGAAUUAAAUCACCCAGAGCUGCUGAAUCUUCCAGAUGAUAUUGAGGCAUGUGCGAAAGCAGCCGGCAUAAAUCUGGAAUCAAUUCAGUCAGAAACGAAUGCUCUUCUGAAGAGAUUAAAAGACGCAGAGAAGAAAGUGUCUUCAUCGGUUGAAGAUGUGAAAGAGCAGUUUUCAGGGGUCAUUGAGAAUAACGUAGUUGCAUGUAAAGCUCUGGAGGAGCGUUUCUCAAAUGUUGAGAAUCGUAAGGGUGAUCUUGCUCAGUAUCUGUGUGAAGAUGUUUCUCAGCUCUCACUGGACGACCUCUUCAGCACCAUCAAGACCUUCCGUGACCUCUUCCUCAAAGCCUUAAAGGAGAACAAGAUCCGUAAAGAACAAGCUGCUAAAGCCGAGAAGAGGAAACAGCAGCUCGCAGAGGAAGACUCUAAACGACAGAAAGGAGAAGAUGGAAAGAUCAUCCGAAGAGGACCAGUGCCACAGGAGGAUGGCUGUAUCAUUGAUCAACUCUUGGCGGAUAUUCGAAAGGGUUUCCAUCUGAGAAAGACUCGUCCCAGGUGCGAAAUGGAAAGUGACCCUUCUAGUGAAAUACAUAGGGUUACGGGACAGCCCGCAAGUGUCAGGUCUGUAGGAGUUGGAUCGUCUGCAAUCGAAGCAUCUCGACCAACCGUGGGCUGUAUUCCAGAAGAUCCGGUCAAAGAUUCCGGCACAAAUCCCAGAGGUGAAGUAACCUCUUUGGGUGACCGUGACGCAAAGGCCAGCCCUCAAGAGGCAAAGGAGCCUCGGUCAAAUUUGUCUACGGAAACAACCACCACAGACAUCGAACCACCACAGAACCCCUCAGUGAGCUCCACGUCCAUGGAGAACUCUUCAUUAGAUCCACCAGCUCAGGAAUUAAUUGCAGUGGAUCAGUCUGAUGAACUGCCCAGCUGCCUUACACCAAACAAUACAGACCCACAAGAACAAGAACAAAACCAGAACAGCAUCCAGCCUACGAACGAUGAGUCGACUCGUUCCACCCCAGUAAAGAGAACUGACCCUUUAAACUCUGGUGCUAUUGACUCAAACAUAAAUGAUGCUUGUGAAAAUACUGACACGUUGAAGACAAGUAAAGACUAUUAUGACGACCCACUCCAGUCGAGUAAUGAUUGUGUAGAUGGCAACAGUAACAAGUCGUCAAGAGACUGUGUUUUGACGCAGGAGGCACCCGAUGAACUAGAUGGAGUGAGUUCACAAGCCCCGCCCACUCCUGCUGUAGGCCACGCCCCUCUGAAGCCAGAAAAUAAAAAACAUUUCUACCAAAGAAACAAAAAAAGCGGUAAUGAAGUCGAGGGUAACGGGGGGAACAGACGCUCUAAAAAGGCAUGUGUGUUGCAGUAAGGUAGGUCAAACGCCUCCGUACGAAACUAACCGGACCAAAUACAACGUCCGUCACAACCCGUCUAAUCGAUGUUCUCUGUACUUACCAACAUGUGUCAAACUCCGUUGUUAAUAUACCUCUUGGCUUCAAACAUGGGAAUCUCCGGCACCUGUAACCUGACCUGGGUGCCUAUCUUUUGACCCUCAAAUAAACUUUAAUUUUAACCAGCAUCUGAAAUAAUUAUUAAACUCACCAGUCUAAGUGAAUAGCAAUACUUCUGCUUAUAUAUACUAACUGUAAGUGUUAAAGCAAAGGUAUGUGAAGAUGGAUUGUCUAUUUUGCUUGGGUCACUGCUGUUAUGACCUUUUGGCCUUUAACCCCGCAACGUGACUAUUGGGGCUUUAAUGUGUCUGUCUGUCUGUCUCUGUUAAAGCAUGAAAGAUAAGCAAUCGUUUUGAAAUGAGUCUAGAUGUGCUACAAUCAAGAACUUUCUCUAAAUUCCAAGAUCAUGAAGUAAUAACACAAGUUUUCUCGAAGUGUUUGGGAAAGGUUUCAUACUUCAAACUGCUUAUAGAAGUUUUUCACUCAUUGCAGGAAACUCCAGGAAAAGGAGAACAAAAGGGAGACGCAAGAAUUGAGCGCAGUCUACUUCUGAUCCUGGAUUACAUCUGUUCUCUUCUGCUGUAUUUCCUGUAGUACUCUCAGGACAUAUGGACUGACCCCAGAUCAGCUGAUACAUCAAAGGACCAAUUUAUGGUGCAUUUGACAAAAUAAACUGUGUGUUUUGAGUUUGGUUUUAAAUGCUAAAUCUAUGAUCAAACUAUAUUUUAAAUAUUUGCACACUGUCAGAUGUAUUUGACACACCAAACGGUUUAUAUUCAAGUAUUUUUGAAGAGAGAAUUGUAGUGAAGAGAAAAUUAUGGGUGUUAAUUGUUUCUCAAAACCUGUAAGAUUCUUCACUCUUUCCGAAACCUUUAAAAUUUUUCACUUGCUGUUAACUAUUAAUAUUGCUCUGAAUGUAAACUUUAUAAGAUGUCUGGCAUUAACCAUGAGAAGUAUUUGUUUAUUCUUAUAUCCAUUCUAUAGUAUUAUUGUAAAAAAUAUCAUUGUUUUCAUGCAUAUUAAGAUUCUGAAGAAAUAUAAAUUAUAUAUACAGUAUAAUAAAAUGCACAAUCAGUGUUGA
Molecule: messenger RNA, 4618 nt
Organism: Myxocyprinus asiaticus (Chinese sucker)
Lineage: Eukaryota; Metazoa; Chordata; Actinopteri; Cypriniformes; Catostomidae
Product: inverted formin-2-like
Exons: 20
Coding region: 183-3455 (1090 amino acids)
Biological process (GO): actin cytoskeleton organization
Molecular function (GO): small GTPase binding; actin binding
Source: RefSeq, a predicted model, not a curated record